Molecule: messenger RNA, 1753 nt
Organism: Dacryopinax primogenitus
Lineage: Eukaryota; Fungi; Basidiomycota; Dacrymycetes; Dacrymycetales; Dacrymycetaceae
Product: Aldo/keto reductase
Exons: 7
Coding region: 12-1712 (566 amino acids)
Source: RefSeq, a predicted model, not a curated record
GGACAGUUAGCAUGGUUGGGACUUCUGCCGCCGUGGGCGGUCAUGUUAACAUGAUGAUGGACGUUCUCAUAGCCCAACUACCUCCCGAGGAUCUACGAGUUGCAUGCCGUCGGAUGUUGUCCGAUCAUCCAUCGCUUGCCCCAGUGCUUCGCGACAUUGUUCACCAUAGCCGUCGAGCAAGUCUGGUCACUUUGCCAGAGAUAGAUGCGUUGUUCCCAGUUUCAAACACGGUCACAGCGGAUUUGCUACAAUAUCUGCAAGACUUUCGACUGGAUUUUCUCUCCGGACUCUACCUUCGUGCAUUGCAGCGCAUGUCGUGGCUUGUGAAUGCUCUGGUCACUGCGAGUCAUCAUGGCACGCACGAACCAAGUGAGGAUCUGCGAAAAGUCCUCAAACGAGUCGAAGGCGAUAUCGUCCAAUGCAUACAGGCGAUUAAGGAAAACUACGCUGAUGCAGAAGAACCUCCCGCGACUAGUCUUCAAGAUGCUAUCCGAGAACUAUGGACCAACCUCAGUGCCGUUCCCGAAUUAUUCGGACUCCAGCGCGCACGCUCUCAGGUCCGGGAUGCAUUCCUCCUGCUAUUCCCUAAAGGUGAUAUACCCGGACCACAUCCAUGGAAUGUUGAAAAGUGGGAACUCAAAGUGGACGAGAUUGGGACGACAAUCCCAACCGUAUCUUUGGGGCCGAUCGACAUGCCUCGGCUCUCUAUUGGACUUUGGCAGCUGUCAAGCCCAGCAUGGGGGAUGGCAUCUGCUAAGGACAUUGAACCAUCGUUGCUGGAUCUCGUUUCACAUGGAUUCCGGAUGGCCGAUAUGGCAGAUCAUUAUGGAGAUGCAGAAAUUGUCUUCGGCCAGUUCCGCCACUCCCUGCCGAAGGAAUUGAAUAAACAGAUGCUUACUUGUACCAAAUGGUGUGUUUUUGCAGCACCGCAUGGCGCUCCGACCAGUGAGUGGGUGGCAAGCAAAGUCGAUGAGAGAAGAACCCGUUGCGGAGGGUAUCUGGACGUUUUACAAUUUCACUGGCAAAAUUAUGCCGACAAACGCUACCUGGAAAUCGUACGACAUCUCAUCGCGUUAUCCCGCUCUGCACCACAUGUCGUCAAAGCAAUUGGCUUAGUUAACUUCGACGCCGAGCGAACUGACGAAAUUUGCACUUACCUGAGAGACGUGUGGGAAAAAGAUGGCAUGGUGAUCAGUAAUCAGGUUCAGUACUCUCUUAUCGACCAGCGUCCAAGAUUCCGGAUGGCGGACGUGUGCUUGAAGCAUGGCAUCAAGUUGCUGACUUAUGGAACUUACUGUGGCGGCUUCCUAUCAGAUAAGUGGCUAGGGAAGCCCUCGCCCAACUUAUACGAAGAUUUCGUUACGCCUUCUCUCCGAAAAUACUUUGACAUGAUUCAGUUGUGGGGAGGAUGGGAGCUUUUCCAGGAAUUGCUCGUCGUCCUCCGGAAAAUUGCUGACGAGCACGGUAACGGAUUUGACAUUGCCAACAUCGCUGCGAAAUGGGUUUUGGAAAGAGAAGAAGUUGCGUCAGUCAUUGUUGGAACGAGACUAGGCGUGUCAUCCAAUGCCGAAUCCAACCUACGAGUUUUCUCUUUCAGCCUUACCGAGAAUGAUCAUUCUGCCAUCAACGCUGUCUCAGUUAAAAGCAACGUUGAACAGUUAUUCAUACAAAUGGGAGAUUGUGGUUCAGAAUAUCGGCACAUCAGUCACUAGGCGUUGUAUAUAUCAAACAUAUACAUAGAAUUCAAGCUUUC